This is a messenger RNA of Huiozyma naganishii CBS 8797, 1227 nucleotides long. It is a transcript of the gene PUS4, whose product is annotated as pseudouridine synthase PUS4. Gene Ontology annotation, biological process: mRNA pseudouridine synthesis; tRNA modification. The coding region runs from base 1 to 1227 and encodes 408 amino acids. The record is from RefSeq and is a predicted model, not a curated record. Gene Ontology annotation, cellular component: mitochondrion. The transcript has a single exon. Gene Ontology annotation, molecular function: RNA binding; pseudouridine synthase activity. Lineage: Eukaryota; Fungi; Ascomycota; Saccharomycetes; Saccharomycetales; Saccharomycetaceae.
AUGAACGGGAUAUUUGCAAUUGAGAAACCCAGUGGGAUCACGUCGAACCAUUUUAUGCUGAAAGUUCAGCAUCUGUUUAAUGGGAGCUCCGUUUUCUCCAAAGAGAUCGCCAGGUUAACGGCGGAAAGGAUGCAACAGUACAGGGAGCAAACCGGGAAAACGCCUAGCAAAAGGAAGUUAAGAAAGGUUUCCAAAGUUAAGAUGGGCCACGGUGGGACGCUGGAUCCGUUGGCAUCUGGUGUCUUAAUAAUUGGGGUCGGUUCCGGGACCAAGCAGUUGGCUAAUUAUUUGUCCGGUACAGUAAAAGUGUACGAGUGUGAGGCAUUGUUUGGUGUCUCGACAACGUCCGGUGAUGUAGAAGGCGAGAUCUUAUCAGAGACCUCUACCAGGCAUUUAAAAAUGGAGGAAUUGCAAUCUUUGAAGGAGAAAUUCGAGGGUUCUUUGAAGCAGACACCGCCCAUCUUUGCCGCAUUGAAAAUGAACGGGAAACCACUACACGAGUAUGCACGGGAGGGGAAACCUUUACCGAGGGCCAUUGAACCCAGAGAGGUAACGAUCUACGAUCUGACCAUAUUCGAGAAUUCCCUCUCCAAAACGCACAAUUAUCCUCUGCUGAGGCCGACUACCUAUGAGAGUAAAGACACUGUCAAAAACCUGAAUGCCAACUUACUAAACGACACUCUGUAUUUUUCUAAAGAGUAUUGUGAAGCGCAUAACUUAGACACGGAGGUGGCACAAAUUGAAGAUCCUAUCCCGUUAACGCAAGAGGAAAGUGAUGAGAUCGCGAGCAUGGGCGAUCAAUACAGAUCUCCUUUGCUACAUUUCAAAGCGAAGGUCUCUUCCGGUACUUAUAUUCGUUCGCUUGUGAGUGAUGUCGGGAAAGCACUACGGUCGUCGAGCUAUAUGGUGAAACUGGUUAGGCUGCAACAACAAAAGUGGUCCCUGGAGAAGGGCAAUGUAUUUAAGUUGGAAGACUUUACGGAAAACCAUGAGGAUUCUUGGACCAAAGUGUUGCAGGAGGUAUUUGACCGUGGAUCUGAAGUGAAUAUCUCAGAAGAGUUCGUUAAAGCAAAGCAAGAAUUGAAGGAGGUUGAGCCUAGAGUUAAAGCGACAACCACUGAAGUUGAAGAGGCAGUUGCUGAGGCCCCUGCGAUAGACACAGAUUCCACGCAGCAAGAAUCUGUGGAGGGGAACACUGGGACGAAGCGGAAGAUCGAUGAUGUGUAA